GCGCUCCAACCUUAUCGCAUGCAUGUCUCGCAGCGUUACCUCGACUUGACGAAACAGAAACUUGAAUUGGCGCGCUUCCCACGCGAACCUCAAGGCCUCCAGACCGCCUCCACUCAAACAGGAGUGUCGAAAACCGAGUUGGAACCGUUGGUCGACCAUUGGCUUGAACGAUACAACUGGCGUGAGCAAGAAACGUUCUACAACGACGCUCUUCCGCAAUUUCGUGCAGCAGUCAACGGUACCCGGAUACAUUUCGUCCACCGACAGACACAAGCGCCAAAUGCGAUACCAUUAUUGUUCGUCCAUGGCCUGCCAGAGAGCUUCAUCGCGAUCGCACCGAUGAUUGAAGCCUUGUGCGAUCCGAUUUCGACACCACCACGUGGAACGGAGAACGCGCAGGCAUUCCAUGUUGUCGCACCGAGCAUACCAGGCUUCGGAUUCAGCGAUGCAGUGCUGGAGGAUGGAAACGUCAUGACAGCGACAGCAGCCAUCUUUGAUGCGCUGAUGAAAAUGUUGGGUUAUCAUCGGUACAUUGCGCACGGAUCCGGAUGUUGCAUGGCCCUUCAUACCGUCAACCCUGAAGUCCCACCACCAAGGUUCGGCUACUCCUCUUUCAUCGUCUGGCUCAGAUACCGAAUGGCCAAGCUGACCUUUGCAAUGCUACGCAGGUCAGGCUGGGGCUACACAGCAGAAGAGAUG
Molecule: messenger RNA, 699 nt
Organism: Baudoinia panamericana UAMH 10762
Lineage: Eukaryota; Fungi; Ascomycota; Dothideomycetes; Mycosphaerellales; Teratosphaeriaceae
Exons: 2
Biological process (GO): epoxide metabolic process
Molecular function (GO): epoxide hydrolase activity
Source: RefSeq, a predicted model, not a curated record